GCGUCAUUUGUAAGGAAUGCUUUUCUGUCUGUGCUUUACUCAACCGAGAGCACUGGCAAGGCGCACAACAACCGGGCCCAGAAUUACGGCUAUGAAUGCCUUAACCGUUUUCUCAAUGCUCUUCGCAUUUGCAAUCGUUUCUGAAGCAAAUGUUGUUCGGAUUGAAUCAGGAAUGGCACGAGGUGGAACUAAGGGUAGCGCCAAUGUUUACUAUGGCAUACCAUACGCGGGAACUACAAAGCGUUUCUCACUUCCACAACCACUUCUCCCAACUAACGAAACAAACAACUACACUAUGGCAAACCCUAAAUACUGCGCGCAAUUCGAGCUAAAAGAGGGAUUGCCAUUUGAUGUGAACAGCACCGAAGACUGCCUAACUCUGAAUGUACAUACUCCUCAUGAUGCGAACGAAAACUCAUCCCUUCCAGUACUUGUUUAUAUUGGUGGUGACUUCUUUGUCGCAGGAAGCAGUAAUGAUGUCGAUGGCAGCGUUUUAGCAUCAAAUCAAAAAGUGGUUGUCGUCACAUUUAACUAUAGACUUGGCGCGUUUGGAUUCUUGGGCAACAGCAAGAUUAAUAUUUCGCAGAAUCUGGGAGUGGAAGAUGCGAAAGCCGUACUGAAAUGGGUGAAUAGGAAUAUUAAAGGAUUUGGCGGCUCAGCAGGCAUGGUCACCAUCGCCGGUAACUCGAUCGCUGGCGCAACUAUUACGUCAUUACUACUCGCAGACCCAGAUGUUCAGAGUCUGUACAAACGUGUCAUGCUGUGGAGUGGUUCCUGGUACUUGCCUUUCAGCCCCUUGACUCAGGAAAACAUGGCCAUGAGAAUCGAAAUGAUGAAAAACGCGCUCGGAUGCUCUAAUGAUGACGUUAAAGCGUGCCUUGAAAAACAAGAAGCAAGCAAAUUGGCAACGGAAUUAAAGAAUCUAAGUCACCACUUCCCCGCUCUUAUGGUUGGACCUGUUACUGAAGUUGAACUAAAGACGCGCAUCCAGAAUAUGAAUCUGACAGGAAAAGACUUUUUGAUCGGUAUGCAGAAGCAAGAAGCCUCGUUCCUCCAGCACUAUCAACCCUUCCUAGGAACAGUCAUGUCCCUAAACUUCUCAAGCGGUAUCUCGCAGAACGACUUUAAGAGCCUCGUUUACAAGACCAAAAUACUCAAACACGGGACCAACUCCACAUCGAGCGCUUUGAUUUACGAAUACACCAACUGGGAGAAAAGAGACGAACGUAUUGAAACGCUGAAAGGCUUUCUAAAUCUAUUGACUGACGGUCUCUUUAGAAUUCCCGCCCUAAAAAUGGCGGAGGAUUUAGAGAAGAAGAACGUUAGCGUGUAUGUUUUCCAAUUGAAUGAAAAGGAAAAGAUGGAUAUAAUGGGACGAAGUGUACCGGAAUUCGUGGACGUGCCAUACAAGCAGAUUCCUAUGUACUUGUUUGGUGACUCUACAGUAAUGAAUAAUACAGGAAAGGAGGGGUUUAUAUCUGGAUUUCAGAAGCAAAUGGUGGAAUUCGUGAUAACAGGGAAUCCAAAUGAAAAUAAAACCCAUGGGAAAUGGCCAAAAUACAGCAGCGAAAAUCGUCAAGUUUACCAAGCAGCCUUCAUAGAAUCUGGUGUAAGUUCUGACUUUCUUGCUCAAAAGGCAGAUUUCUGGACAAGGUACCUUCCACAAACGGAAGAGAUGCCAACCACACCAGGAGUACCACCGGUCACCAUCAGGGAUAGAUACGACGAGGACGAGCGUAUCGCCCUGAUUUGUCUCACUGUCAUUUUCGGCGUCUUUCUUCUCAUUUGCAUCGUUGCUCUGAUACUGAUGUGCUGUGUAAGGAAACGAUCCGGUAGCAAAUCCAUGGACAGCGUUUACUACGACGAUAAGGGACCGCGCGCCAACGCUGCCUACAACCUUCACUAAAAAAAACAUUACGUAGGCGUACACGUGCUUGUAAUACAUAGGGCUUGAGUACCUCCACCCGAAUCCACUUGACCGUAGAAGGGGGUAAGGCACUGGGGCACGUACCGCUUCCCCCCCAAUAUCUUUUAUUGUUACUUAAAAAUGGCCAGUAGGGGCGUGGCUUUGCCCCCCCCCCAAUGUUUUUUUAAUGUUUCUGUUAAGUGCCCUCUUCAAUAAUUUGAGGCCUGUUAAGGUUUGAUCCAUGUGAAUAAACCUGGGGUCACCAAUAUAUAAAACAUAUUACGGAAUGUAAAAUUGUAAAUUUUGAGCUCACAUGCUUUGCAUAACACAAAGGUAUUGUUUUAUACAAUUCUACUUUACAAAAAAUGCGUUUUAUAGGCAUCUUUUUAAAUAAGUUUUGCUAAAUAAAUAUGGUAUUUGGUAUAAAUAUGGUAUACACAAUUGCAUCGCUUUUGCUUUAAAAACUUUUGAUAAUAUGCAAUUAACAAAAUGCCAACUUAAGUUUUAAAUAAAAAUAUCUUUAUUGUA
Nematostella vectensis (starlet sea anemone) is the source of this 2434-nucleotide messenger RNA. Its product is annotated as carboxylesterase 5A. The record is from RefSeq and is a predicted model, not a curated record. The transcript has 7 exons. Bases 17 to 1906 code for a protein of 629 amino acids. Lineage: Eukaryota; Metazoa; Cnidaria; Anthozoa; Actiniaria; Edwardsiidae.